Messenger RNA from Rosa rugosa (rugosa rose), 4778 nucleotides. RefSeq names its product TMV resistance protein N-like. Bases 194 to 4243 code for a protein of 1349 amino acids. Gene Ontology annotation, molecular function: ADP binding. Gene Ontology annotation, biological process: signal transduction; defense response. NCBI's taxonomy places the organism in Eukaryota, Viridiplantae, Streptophyta, Magnoliopsida, Rosales, Rosaceae. The transcript is spliced from 7 exons. The record is from RefSeq and is a predicted model, not a curated record.
UGGACAUUGUUUAAUUCAAUGGUUCUACUUUGGCUUUGUGAUUGUGGAAACGCGUGGGAAACAUUACGAGGAAACUUCCUCGGCACCUUUGCUUUGCUUUGUUAGUGAUUUGAGAAUCCAAUGAACUCUGCCUCUUUCUUCUUCAAAGUCCAGAAACUCUUUCCUUGUCUCUCUUGUUAUAUCACAGCUUUCAAUGGUGAUCAUUGAAGAAGCCUCUUCUUCUUCCACCCGUCCAUGGAAAUACCAUGUCUUUUUGAGUUUUAGAGGUGAGGAUACACGCUACAAUUUCACAGACCAUUUGUACAACGCUUUGCGUCGGGAGGGAAUCAUCACCUUUAUGGAUGAUCAGCUCAGAAGAGGAGAAGAAAUAUCAACAGAACUUCUCCAAGCAAUUGAUCAGUCAAGGAUUUCAAUCAUUGUCUUCUCUAAAAACUAUGCAUCCUCCAAGUGGUGCUUGGAAGAACUUGUCAAGAUCCUCGACUGCAAGAAAUCAAAUCAACAAGAGGUUCGACCAGUUUUCUACAAAGUCAAUCCCUCGGAUAUACGAAAUCACAGAGGUAGCUUUGGGGAGGCACUUGCUAAUCAUGAAUGCAAAUUCAAAGAUCACCCGGACAAGGUCCGGAAAUGGAAGAAUGCUCUUGAAGAAGCGGCAAAUUUAUCAGGGUGGCCUCUCUUGGAUGAGCAUUGUUCUGAAUCCAGUGUUAUUCAUGAAAUUGUUGAAGAGAUUUCAGAGCAAGUGAUAAGCAGUACAUAUUUGGAUGUGGCUAAGUACCCAGUAGGAAUAAAACCUCGGGUGCAACAGAUCCGUAACCUUUUAGGUGUCGGGGGAAGAGAUGUUCGUAUGGUAGGGAUAUGGGGGCCCGGUGGAAUAGGCAAGACAACAAUUGCCAAAGCUGUCUAUAACUCAAUUGCUCAUAAAUUUGAUGGGAGUUGUUUUUUGGAAAAUGUUAGAGAAAAUUCAAUGGGUGCCAAAGGUUUUGUCAAACUACAAAAGAAACUUCUUUGUGAGAUUCUAAAGGGAACAAAAUUGAAGGUGACCAAUGUAGCAAGAGGAAUCACUAUGAUUAAGGAAAGGUUGCAAUACAAAAGUGUUCUCUUAGUUCUUGAUGAUGUGAAUGACAUGGAUCAAAUAGAUAACUUAGCUGGUCAAUGUAGUUGGUUUGGAAUGGGUAGUAGAAUCAUCAUAACAACAAGGGAUAAACAAUUGCUGAGGCAUCAUAAUGUUAAUAAUUUAAUAUACGAGGUCCAGAAUUUGGAUCAUCAUGAAGCUCUCGAGCUAUUAAGUAUGAAUGCCUUUAAAAGAAGUCGACCUUUGGAUGCUUAUGCAGAACUCACAGAACAUGCAAUACGCUAUGCUCAAGGCCUUCCGUUAGCUUUGACUGUUUUAGGUUCUUCUCUAUGCAAUGAAACUGUAGAGCUGUGGGAAGCUGUAUUAGAUGGUUUCAAAAGCAGCAAAAUUCAAGAUGUUUUAAAAAUAAGUUACAACGGAUUGGAUCACAUAUUGAAGGAAGCUUUUCUUGACAUUGCAUGUUUCUUUAAAGGUGAAGGUAGAGCACACGUGAUAGAAAUAUUAGAAGCUUGUGGUUGCAAACAUGCUAAGUUUGUUAUCAAUGUGCUGGUAGAAAAGGCCCUCAUUAGAAUUACAUACCAUGAUUCCAUUUGGAUGCAUGACUUGGUAGAAAAAAUGGGUAGAGAUAUAGUUCAUGAAUUGUCACCCAAUGACCCUGGAAACCGAAGCAGGUUGUGGUUUCAUGAAGAUGUUUACCGUGUUCUAACAGAGAAUAUUGGAACAACCAAUGUUAUAGGCAUCAAGGUGCAGCUGCCUGAAGAUUCAGAUGUGAUAUGUUUUUGUGGUACCACUUUCUCCAACAUGCGAAAUCUUAGACUUCUCAUACACCGUGCUGGACGCUAUUCUGGAGUUGUUGAUAGUCUGCCAAAUAGCAUAAGGGUAGUUGAUUGGCCUGAUUGUCCCCUACAAUUUUUGCCAUCCCAUUCAAUACCAAAACAACUUGCUAUAAUCAAUAUGCCUAGGAGUACUCGCAUCACAGUAUUAGGAGAUGGAUACAAGGAUCCGAUAAAUCUCACAUCAAUAAAUUUAAGUGGUUGUCAAUACCUAACAAAAGUGUCAGACUUAUCAAAAAUCCCACACUUACGAAGUUUGAAUCUAGCUGGCUGUGAAAAUUUAGUUGAAGUGCAUUCUUCUGUUGGAUUCCUCGAUAAACUUGACUGUUUGAAUCUUUGGGACUGCCCUCGGCUUGAGACUUUUCCAACAGAAGUUAGUUGGAAAUCCAUGAGGAAUCUUUACCUUGGCUGUUGUGAAAGGCUUGAGAAUUUCAUAAACAUUGUGCACAAGAUGGAGUCCAUUAAACAAUUGGAUCUAGGUGGAAGUGGCAUAACAGAACUGCACUCCUGGAUUGGAUGUCGCACUUCCUUGACCGAAUUGAAGUUGUGUCAAACUCCGAUCAAACAACUGCCUUCAACGAUUGAAAAUCUUACUUCUUUAACAUAUUUGGAGCUGUCUAAAACUCCCAUCAGAGAAUUGCCUUCAUCGAUUGGAUGUCUCACUUCCUUGACGGAAUUGAAGGCGAAUGGAAGUCUCAUCGAAGUACUGCCUUCAUCAAUUGGGAAUCUCACUUCUUUAGAAAGAUUGGACUUGUCUGAAACUCCCAUCAUAGAAUUGCCUUCAUCAAUUGGGGAUCUCACUUCCUUGGAGGAAUUGGACGUGUCUGAAACUCUCAUUGAAGAAUUGCCUUCAUCAAUUGGGGAUCUGACUUCUUUGAAGCGAUUGAACCUGUCUAAAACUCCUAUCAGAGAAUUGCCUUCAUCAAUUGGGGAUCUCAUUGGGCUUCAAUAUUUAAAUCUAAAAGGAUGUGCAAACCAUACAAAUAUGCCGCACAGUGUUUACGGAGGGCUCCAGCAUCUGGAAAAACUAGACCUCUCUUGGUGCCCAAAACUGGUAACAUUUCCAAGUAGGGGGAGCGCUUUGGUUUCAUCAAGUGCAGAAUCUCUUCCUUUGAUGCUUCCAUCUAAUUCAAACAAUGGGCAUGAUCAUCAUCCUGGUUCAUUAUUGUUUCCCCAGCUACAGUCGCUUUAUUUUGAAGGAUGCCAAUUAUCAGUGGUCUCUGAUUUCCUAACAAAUCUUGAUUGUGUGUCCACAUUACGGAGUCUUAAUCUAUCAGGAAGCAGUUUUGAUAGUCUUCCGGCAUGCAUCAGCAAAUUUCAUGAGUUGUAUGCGCUUGAUUUGAGUGGUUGCAAGAGGCUUCAAGACAUUUCCGAACUUCCACCAAAUAUACGAGUUAUAAACCUGGAUGAUUGCGUAUCGUUGGAAAGAUUUUCAAAAUUGUCAAAUAUACUGGAACAGAAAGACACUCCGGGACGUCUUCACAUUAUGAAUUUGUCUAAUUGCAAUAGACUGAUGGAUAAUCUUGGCAUGGACGUGGUGUCGAAGAUGGCAAAAGCAUUACCGUAUCAGCUGGUGCAUGCCGGCUUAGAUCAGCAUUUGAAGUGCUGGAACUUUAUGCUUCCAAGCCUCCCGGAAAUUGAAGUUCCAAAGUGGUUUGAUAGGGGUGAGGUGGACACAAGUGUGCUUCCUGGUCAUGGAACUCUUGGUAUAUGUGAAAUUUUGAUAGAAAUCCCUAGGAAUCUGAAGGCUGAGAGAAUAGGAUUGGUUGUCUGUGUUGUUUUUGAACUGAUCCAAGAUUUUUCUGGUGGUUAUAAUAGUUGCUCUGUGAGGGUUCUGAUUGAUAAAAAGUAUUAUGACAUUAGUGUCAACUACAUUGAAUCAAAAGCGACAGAGUCAUCUGCUCGGGAUCAUGUAUGUGUGUGUCUGACAUGUAUUGAUUUCAAGGAGCCACCUCUAGAUCCUGUGGUUAGAGUGUUCUUUGAUAUGGUUCCCCCCCGUGGCAAAGGGUUGCUCCUAAAAAGUUUCGGGGUCCACCUGGCUAAUAUGAAAGAUGAUCAUGUAAGAGGUGAAGACUUGACACGAGAAGGAUAUAGGCAGAGCAAUGCUAGCAUUUCUGACCAGGUGGCUUUGGACACAGAAGGGGCAGCUGUAGCAUCAUUAGUAUCAGAUGGCAGCAAUUCCGGUGAAGUACAUGACGAUCAUCAUGAUGGGGAACAAGAACAACAACGAGAACAGGAACCUCAUCUUCCAACAAAAAGAUUUGAAGACCUGGCAAGACAAACAAAUACAGGCAGAGCAAUGUUACCUUUUUUGAGGUGCUUUGGAAUUACCUGCUUAUGACAAGGUUCAGCUAGCUCUAGUAUCAUCAACAAGUACCGAUCGAGGCCUUGAAGUACGCUAUGAUCAUUAAUACUUGGAUUUCAGAAGAAGAUUUUCUUUUGCCAAAGUCGAACUCGAAAGAUGGCAGUUGAUGGUGAGAGGGGCAGAAGCACCAAUUAAUCUGGACUCAUGUGAUGGUCAAAUCUCGAUCAAUCCACACAAACAAGGCUGGGAUCUGGCUACGAAGAGGACGAUUGGUUUGGGUAAAGAACGUGAUGGGCUAUACUAUUUGGUGGCACUAGCGAUGGAACGAACCAGGCCUUCCAUUACCACUCCUUCCAGAUCAUCUGCAACCUUGUCCUUUCCUCCACCAAUCUUUGGCAUAAUCGCUUGGGUCAUGUCUCCUCUCCAUGUUUAAGUCACAUAGCAAAAAAUUUCUUGCAUUUUUCCAUUCAGCCAAAUAAUACUUGCCCUGUGUGUCCUUUGGCUAAGCAGAGUCGAUUACCAUUCAGUUCUAGUUCUAUUUCUUCUACAAGACCAUUUGAAAUAAUUCAUU